AUGGCGUCGGCACUCUUCUUUCUCGACCUCAAGGGCAAGACCCUUCUGGCUCGCAACUACCGCGGAGAUAUCCCCAUGUCCGCGGUUGAGAAGUUCCCCAUCCUCCUGAGUGAAGCCGAAGAAGAGAGCUCUGCUGUGCCUCCCUGUUUCUCCCAUGAGGGUAUUAAUUAUCUUUAUAUCCGACACAGCAACCUCUACAUCCUUGCACUGACCAAGCGAAACACAAAUGCCACCGAAAUCCUUCUUUUCCUCCACAAGCUUGUGGAGGUGUUUACCGAAUACUUCAAGGUGCUGGAGGAAGAGAGUAUCCGGGACAACUUUGUCAUCAUCUACGAAUUAUUAGAUGAGAUGAUGGAUUUCGGAUAUCCUCAGACAACAGAGAGUAAAAUUUUACAAGAAUACAUUACCCAAGAAUCACACAAAUUGGAAGUGCAGGCACGGCCACCUAUCGCUGUCACAAACGCCGUCUCCUGGCGAAGCGAGGGUAUUCGAUACCGCAAGAACGAGGUGUUCCUAGAUGUGGUAGAGUCCCUGAAUCUCCUAGUGUCAGCAAACGGAAACGUGCUGCGGUCUGAGAUCUUAGGUGCCAUUAAGAUGAAGUGUUAUCUGAGCGGAAUGCCCGAAUUGCGAUUGGGACUGAAUGACAAAGCCAUGUUCGAGACCACGGGUCGCGCUACACGAGGCAAGGCCGUUGAGAUGGAGGACGUGAAAUUCCACCAGUGUGUUCGACUGUCCCGAUUUGAGAACGACCGCACGAUCAGCUUUAUUCCCCCUGAUGGCGAAUUCGAACUCAUGAGCUACCGACUGAAUACUCAAGUUAAACCAUUGAUCUGGGUCGAAUGUCUGGUGGAGUCGCAUUCUGGCUCGCGUAUUGAAUACAUGCUCAAGGCUAAAGCACAGUUCAAGCGUCGCAGUACAGCCAAUAAUGUCGAAAUUCUCGUCCCUGUCCCCGAAGACGCAGACUCACCCCGGUUCCGUACAAACAUCGGUACUGUGCAUUACGCACCCGAGAAGUCUGCAAUUAUCUGGAAAAUCAAGCAGUUUGGUGGUGGCAAGGAAUUCUUGAUGCGGGCAGAACUCGGUCUACCCUCCGUAAAGGGAGACGACGAGCACGGUGGUGGUAUGACAGGUGGCUUUGGAGGUAGCAUGGGCGGUGCUGGUCAAAUGGGCAAGGCAAAGCGACCCAUCAACGUCAAGUUCGAGAUCCCCUACUUCACCACCAGUGGCAUCCAAGUGCGGUACUUGAAGAUCACCGAGCCUAAGCUACAAUAUCCCUCUCUGCCCUGGGUCCGCUACAUCACACAAUCAGGCGAUAUUGCCGUUCGCAUGCCCGACGUUCAAUAA
Messenger RNA from Penicillium taxi, 1344 nucleotides. RefSeq names its product AP-1 complex subunit mu. The transcript is spliced from 6 exons. Gene Ontology annotation, molecular function: clathrin-cargo adaptor activity. The record is from RefSeq and is a predicted model, not a curated record. The coding region runs from base 1 to 1344 and encodes 447 amino acids. Gene Ontology annotation, cellular component: clathrin-coated vesicle; clathrin adaptor complex. Gene Ontology annotation, biological process: vesicle-mediated transport; intracellular protein transport. NCBI's taxonomy places the organism in Eukaryota, Fungi, Ascomycota, Eurotiomycetes, Eurotiales, Aspergillaceae.